UAAAAAAGUAAGAUGGGUUGAUGAGCAAAAGUUGAUAUAUAUUUUGUGAAAUAUUUGUUUAAUACUCUUUUUAGAACACAUUAUACUUUUUUUGUAAGAUGUACUAGCAUUUCACCACCUUUUGAGCACUCGUUUAAGAUGCUACCCACGGCAGGCAUUUCCCAGCCGAAUCCCUUUGCCAAUAACAGCCAAUUAGAAAUAAAAUAAAAAUAAAAACAUAGUACCGCUUUCCGAAGAAGCUUGGAAAAAAUGGGAGACGAAGAAGCGAAGAAGAAUGAGGCUUUGCAGAUCAUCGCUCAGUACACACCCCUUCCCCGGUUAUUCGUCUUCGAUCUCGAUUACACUCUUUGGCCACUUUACUGCGAGUUCAACGAGGACGACGACAAGCCGCGUUUGUACGCAGAAUCUUCCCUCGUAUUGCAUGCACUCAAGGACAAGGGAAUCGACCUCGCCGUUGCCUCUAGAACACCUACUCCUAAAGUUGCUUCUGCCUUUCUUAAAACAUUGGCUAUUGACUCCAUCUUUCUCGCAAAGGAGAUUUACCCGAGUUCGACUCACAAAACCAAACAUUUCCAGGAAAUUCAUAAGAAAACUGGCGUACCCUUUACUUCAAUGCUGUUUUUUGAUGACGAGGACAGGAAUAUUCGCGCGGUGUCGAAAAUGGGUGCGACAUGCAUUUUGGUUGAGAAUGGGGUGAACCUUGGAGCUUUGAGGCAAGGAUUAAUGAAGUUUUCUCAGACUCUCACGCAAGUUGUAAUUUAUAUAUAACUGAAGUCUCUUUAGGAUCAUCAUUCUUUCUAGCUUAAUGGGGAGCCUUUUUCACACCACCAUAAAGCGCCAUAAUAUGUAUGUGGUACACUUUUCAUAUUUCCAUUGCUGAGUCAAAUGCAUAAUUUUGAUUUAAGCAAUAUGAUAUCGAUGUAUCAAUGCAUCUUUACAAAAUCU
This is a messenger RNA of Humulus lupulus (European hop), 945 nucleotides long. RefSeq lists its product as uncharacterized. Bases 250 to 768 code for a protein of 172 amino acids. Gene Ontology annotation, molecular function: acid phosphatase activity. The transcript has 3 exons. NCBI's taxonomy places the organism in Eukaryota, Viridiplantae, Streptophyta, Magnoliopsida, Rosales, Cannabaceae. The record is from RefSeq and is a predicted model, not a curated record.